Messenger RNA from Lontra canadensis (Northern American river otter), 6237 nucleotides. RefSeq names its product mucin-2-like. Lineage: Eukaryota; Metazoa; Chordata; Mammalia; Carnivora; Mustelidae. The record is from RefSeq and is a predicted model, not a curated record. The coding region runs from base 1 to 6237 and encodes 2078 amino acids. The transcript has 2 exons.
AUGAGGACUAUUAUUCAGCAGAACACAAGCCAAACCAAAGUAUCUUCAUUUUUACGUGAUCAUCAACAAGCAAAGCCACAGAUAUCAGGCCAGCAAAAAAUACCCAGCCAACCAAAUCAUCAAAAGAAUACAGUUAUUAAACAUCAUCAGGUAAGAAAUUCUACAAAAAAGCAAAAUGACCAGAGGAAAGGCCAUUUCAAUACUACCGAAAUAAGAAAGACUAGACAUUCUAAGCCAAAAACAAAAGCAAAUGGACAAAAAAGGCUAGUGAGAACGACACCUGGACCUCAUUCUUCCGGUCAACCAAAUUCUCAUCAAAAAUCUCCUAUACCACAAAGUAGCCAACAAAUGCAACAAAGCCCCAGGAAUUCAACAGCUCACCAAAAAUUUAAAAGAACCAAAUCUGACCAAAGUAAAAAAACUUCUAAAAAAUUAGCAAAGAGAUUCCAAUCUCAUUCUAUUACCAAUGUUCGACAAAACUCAAAACAGUCUAAAUCAUCUACAUCUUCAACUGGUAAGAGAACUGGUCGAUGCCAACCUAAACUACAAAAAAUAGUUGAUCAAUCAAAACUUCAUAAAAAUAUAACUAUCAAGCUCCAAUCCAGUCAAACAAAAACUGCAGUACAAAAGCAAACCAACCAGAGAAAACAUCAUUUCAUUAUUUCUGAAAUCAAACAAACUCCAAUCUCAAAACCUAAGGCUAGAGAAAAUAGAAACAACAGAAGUAAGAAGGUAAAGCAGAAAACUGGUCAACAUAAACCUGACCUAACUGGACCCCAACAUCACCAACCUGGUCAACCCAAACCCGUUCAGCAAAAUCCAAAAAGAUCUAAUUCACCUGCAGUUUUAGUUGGUAAAGGAGAUAGCCAGCACCAAACUAAACCACAAGCAGUAGGUUCACAUAAAAUAUAUACUCUAUCAAAGCCUCAUAAUAAUACAAACAAGGAACGACAAAUUAGUCCAAAAAAGACUCCUAUACAAAAGAAAAUUAACCAAAGGAAAUAUCAUCUAAGUGCUGCUGAACAAUCUAGAAAGCUGAAACCUGUUGAAAACAGACCAAAAAGAACCAAAAAGGUAAAAAAGCAACCUGGCCAACAGAGACCUGUGUGUAGACACUGUCCAUAUGGCCAAUCAAGACCUCUUCAAAAAUCUCCUGUGCUACAAAAUAGCUACCAACAACUCUCAAAUCAUAGGAACUCAUCAGCUCUUAAAAAACCUAGAAUUAUCAAAUAUCAGCCAGGCAAAACUACUAAAAAGUUAUCAAAGAAACCUAAACCUUCCUGUAGGAACAAAUUUCAACAAAAGCCAAAAGUACCCAAACUACCUUCAAUUCUGAAUGGUCCAAGAAAAGGUCAUAGUCAAACCAAACUACAACCAUCAAGUCCCAAGAAAACAUCCAGCCAAAAAAAACUUCAUAAAAAUCCAAUCAUAAAGCAACAAAUAAGCCAAGUAAAAACUAGCCCAAAUAUUCCCAAACAUCACCAGACUGGGCCCUCAAGGCAUCAUUUGAGUAAACCAAUAAGAAAACAAUCUGGCCAAAGAAAACCUAAGGCAAAAGCAACCAAGCAAAAGAAAAGCAGCAAGGCAAAGAAUCCACCUUGUUAUUUAAGACCUCCCCAACCAGGUCCUCAGCUUCAUCUCCCUGGUCAACCAAUACCUAGACCAAAUGUGCCUUCACUCCAGCAUCCUGCUAUACAAAAACAACACCCUAACCCACUUUAUCUUCAUCUACAUAAACCCAUCCAACAUCCUGACUCACACAAACACUGUGGAAAGCAACCAGGUAAAAAGCCCCAACUUCGCCCAUGCAGAUCUGGUCAAAAACCAGCACUGAAACCUAAACCUGGAUUUCGGCAGCAUCAUCCAGGGGUACUUCACACCACACAACCUGGAAAGCUGCCAACAAACCUUAACCCAACAACCUCUAAAACUGUAUCCUCAGGACUGUUUUUAGUGACCACCAAAGCUUCUGCAGCCAUUUCACCUGCAUCAACUAGCAGAAAGUCCACCAUAAACUCACUGGCCUCUAUCACCAAAUCUUCCCCAACUUCUAAUCCAACAGCUAUAGCCACAAAAUCUACUAUUUCCACCAAACCUGUGACUAAUACUCCCAAAUCCUCCACAACUGCCAAGUCAGCAGCCCCUACCACCAAAUCUUCCAGCACUCAUAAACCUUCUACACCAAUCACUACACCUAUUAUCACAACCAAAGUUAUCUCCUCCACCAAAUCCAUCACCAGCUCUAAGCCUGCUGCCUUCAUAACCAAAUCCACAACUUUAAAACCUGUGAUUUUUACUAUAAAACCGACUACCUCUACUGAGCCCGAAGCACCCACCAGCAAACUUACUACCACUAUUAAUACUGUAGCUGACACCAGUUCAUCUGCCACUAUAUCACUCAAACUGACUGAAAUUCCAAGUUUCUCUUCCACCAACCCUUCUACUACAAAAUGUGCCCAAAUGACCAAAUCCGUAGGGAAAACUACUAAAUCCCUUCCUACUACCACGAAGGUCAUCAAGCCUACCAGCUCAGUAACAACUCCUGCUUCUAAUUUCUCAACAAUUGUGACAAAAACUACACCCCCUCUCACAAAAUCAGUUUCCCAGUCUAUAGUAACCACCACUAUACCUGCUAGUACCACUGCUUCAACUGCCAGCACAGCCACACUGUUUUCGUUCACCACUACCGCUCUGGCCGGAAGCACCUUAAGAGCUGCAGAUCCUACACAGAGGCCAGCCACAAACACGGCUUCUCUCCCUACAGCAUCACCAAGACACACAUCUGCUGCCACUCCAGCUGCCCCUACCACAUCUGCCCCCAAAGUCACUUCACCCCCUCUUCCCACAAAGGAUGCUCCCAGCAAAGCAGGUCUCUCUGCCACAUCUGCUGUUUUUAACACUCUUGCUCCUUCUACCUCCUCUUCAGCUGCUUCUACCUCCAUUACCAAAUCUUCUCUCUCCCCCACGUCUGCUGCCACCAAUCCCACAUCCACUGCUGAGGACACUGCAACUCCCAUGGCCCCAGCACAGGUUUUCACCAGCAUGCCUGCUGCUAUUAGAACAAUAACCACAGUGAUCACCCCUGACACAACCAUGGAUCUUACUUCCACCACUAUCACUAUCCCUGAUACACUGCAUGUGACUACCAGAACAGAUGCCACAGCUUCAUUCACGGACACAACCCUCGUCACUGCACAUGUUACAUCAACAUCUGACGCCAGCACACCUGAUGACACUACGUUUGAUUAUCAACCUGACCCAAGUGACUUCACCUCUGCUACUUCCUAUACCCCACCUGCCACCACACAGUCCUCCAGCUCCAAAGAUGUGCCCCUGGCCACACCCACUGCCACUACAGCUGUUUCUACUGCUCUUCCUACAACCACCUCUACGACUAUCACGGAUCUGGUCACCAUCCUGCCUGCUGCCUCAGAUACUUCCACUCCUUUCAGCACCAUUCAAGCUGCCACCUCCACAGCUGUGCUUCCAACUACAGCUGCUGCCUCCACUAUCUCUGGUGUCACUAGUCAAUCAGCUUCAUCUACCUCACUUGGAGCAGCAGCAUCCACAAGUAUCACUUCUGCUGCCACUAAUAUGCUUGCCAUGACCACAGAGGCCCCUACCACAGCUUCUUCCAGAGCCACUCCCUCCUCUGCUGCUUCUGUCACCACCCAAGCUGCCACAAAUGUGUCUGCUCCUCUUAGCACCACACAGGUGACCACAGCUACAGCCCUCCUCCCCAUCUUACCCACUGAAGCCACCAGCACUUCCCUCGCCAACACCACCACUGCUGUUUUUGACACUUCCCCUCAGGCUGCUGCAAUCACUUCUCCAACCCCCAUUCCUGCUCCUUCCACCCCAGGUGUCUCCACCCCUGCUGCCACCAGAACUUUAUCAGCUUCUUCCACAUCUUCUAGCACGCGGCCAGCUUCCAUCACAUUUCUUGCCCUCAGUGCAUCAACAUCCACUGCAACCACAGGUGAAACCGCUGUGAAUGCUAUUUCCACUACUUCAUCUGACUCCUCUGCUCUUCGCUCUACUACCACAGAAGACACCACAACUUCUUAUACUGACACUGUACCAAGGACCCUGCUCACCACAGAUGAUAUGGCAACACUGAGCUCUGGCAUAUUCGAUGACACUACUACCGACUAUGACCUUGACACUACCACUGUUGCCUCUGUCACCACUCUUCCUGCCACAACCUCUUCAGUUCCUCCUACCGCCUCAAAGCCCAGCACCACCACUGAUGAUCACUCCAGCUCCCUUGCUGCCACAACCAUUUCUUUUCCCUCUUCCACUACACAGUCUGCCACUAUUAGUUCUGCCAUCACCACAGCCGCCACAGCCAUGUUUGCUCCUGCAACAACCACUGCAUCUCUGACCACAACAGCAGCUGAGGCCACUAAUAUUUUGGUUUCUUCCACCACACUUGAAGCACCUCCAGCAACAUCCACAAGCACCACAUCCGUGGCCACCAACAAUCCUGUCAUGACUGCAAAGGAUGCUGACACCACUGCUUCCACACUGAUUUCUACCACAAUCACAUCUGUUGCCUUUACAUCAGCCUCCACCUCUACUUACCUUGCCACCUCCAACAGCUCUCCUUCUAACACAAGCACUUCUGUCUCGUCUUCCACAGCCAGGAUAUUAUCCUCUACUUCCGCCAGCACAUCAUUUACAACCACAACAGCUUCUGCUCCUUCUUCCACCACUCAGGCUGACACCACCGCUUCUGCCACCACCACACCUGCCCCUACCUCCCUCCCCAUAGCCACCUCCAGCCUGACUACUAUGGAGCCCAUCACCUCCACGGCGGUCUCCUCCUCACCACCUGCUACCAUCACCACAAGUACUCCUGGCCUCCCCAGCACCUCACAAAGUGCCGCUACCAUGGCUCCUCCCGCCAGCUCAUCCACUGCAGCCGCCAGCAUGGCUCCAGCCAGCUCAGCGCCUUCUCCUUCUUCAUCCACCACACGGUCUGUCUCUACCAGUUCUGCUCUCACAUCUGCCCCUACCACACCUACCACCACAACCACCACUGUCACAAAUGUUGCCACCUCCACAGCUGAAGGCAAUUCCUCAUCUGCUGCCACUGUCACACCUCUUACAACAAGCACACCUGCCCCUUCUACUUCCGCACAGUCAGCCAUCAACACAGCUGCGCUCUCAAUCCCCUGUGCUAUGAGCUCCAUCCCUGCCACUACAACCAUUUCUCCCUCAACCACCACUCAGGCUGACACCACGACUUCUGCCACUGUAACACUUGCCUCUACCUCUCUCCCCAUAGCCACCUCCAGGGUGACUACCAUGGAGCCCAUCAUCUCCACUAUGGUCUCUUCCUCAUCACCUGCUACCAUCACCAGAAGUAUUUCUGCCCUUCCUCGCACCCUACAAAGUGCCACUAGCACAGUUCCUUCCACCAGCUUACCUGCUGCAGCCACCACCACAGCCAUCCUCACUACUCUGACCAAAUCUUCUUCCUCAACCACACAGAAUGUCUCUACUACUUCUGGUGCCACAUCUGUCCCUACCACAUAUGCUCCCACAACCACCACUGUCACCAGAGAGACAAGCACCACACCCAGUCUCUUUUCAACAUCAGCUGCCACUAUAUUUUCUGAGACAACUUCUUCUACCACUGGGGAAUCUACCCCAGCAUCUACAAACACUAUACACACUGCCACUCACAGCACCAUGGUUACUUCAACUAAUCCCACCACACCGGCUUCUACAACCACUCCUGUCACUUCUAUAGGCAGACAGGUUGCCACUGCCACACCUGGUCUCACCACCAGGUCUGCUGUUAUAAGCACCACAGCUACAGCCACAAUGACUUCAGUUCUCCUAACCACCACCUCUGGUGCCUCAACCACUCCUUCCUUUAGUAUCUCACCAGCCCCCACCAUGCCUGUUGCCACUACAGCAGCAACCACAGCAGCACCCUACAUCACUUCAGCUGAGGCAUCCAACACACCUGUUUCCAACAAAGAGAACAUUCCUGACACCCCCAAGACUCCUUUCCGUAUUACUACAGCUACUUCCUCCACGCUUGAUGACACUGACCCUCCUCAUACACCAACUCCAACUAUUAUGACAACCAAUACUAUCAUCACAGCUGAUGACACUUCAACACUUAUCCCCAGCACAUUUUAUGAAACCACACUUGAUGGUAAUGAUGGUACCACUGAGAAUAACACAAAUGAACCCACCUCAGAUGAUUUUUACAGAAACUGA